Exserohilum turcica Et28A is the source of this 2756-nucleotide messenger RNA. RefSeq lists its product as uncharacterized. The record is from RefSeq and is a predicted model, not a curated record. Gene Ontology annotation, cellular component: nucleus; cytoplasm. NCBI's taxonomy places the organism in Eukaryota, Fungi, Ascomycota, Dothideomycetes, Pleosporales, Pleosporaceae. Bases 1 to 2418 code for a protein of 805 amino acids. The transcript is spliced from 3 exons.
AUGUUUAUGCUCCGGAACCUGGGUAAACUUGUCUUUGGCGAUAACUCAAAAGAGACGAUUGUCGAAAUCCCCCAGGGCCAGCUCUACAUUGUCCGCCCCCGCUCUGUCAAGGGCUAUUCCGAGCUCAUUUUCAAAGACGCCGCAGCCACCAUCCGCCGCACGGGACAGGAGUUCCAGUACCAGCUUGUCGUCCAGCGCGCAUACGAGGAGGGCGAGGAGGACCUGCUUGCAGACGAGGACGAGGACGCGGCGCUGGGUGCGCUAGCAGGAGACAAGGACGAGAAGACAUUUCUGCUUGACGAGGACCUGCAGUUUCGCGACGACGUCCGCUCCACCGGCGAGAAGAUCUUUGCCUGGCGCGACCUGAGCGGCGACAUCGACGACCUCUGGGAGUUUGUGUGCGACCCGUCAGUCAAGCCCGAGACCGCUGAUCUCUUUGAGCGCGUGGCCCUGCAGUGCCAGUACGAGAGGAAGUUCAGGCGGAGCCACGUCCACGCGACCGAAGACGAUCUCGCUGCCCUCGCUUACUACGAAGAGCCCAUUCCCGACGCAAGUCCCAUCGUCAGCCCCACAAGCUCAACUACGUUCGUCAAGCCCAUCGAGCUCCCAACCACCCAAGACCUAUUUCCCAACACUACAAAGGAGACAAUGGCGAAGAAGGCUGCUGGAAAGGGCGCUGUCCCAGAGCACGAAGAGGCUACUGCCGCGCCACCAUCUGCCGCGCAGCCACAGGCCCUUGAGACGCUGGUUGAGGGAGAUGCUGAGCUCCACCUCUUCGACUUCCCGUCGGGCACCUUUAUCAGGCAAGAUGCCAAGGUCAACGUUACGGUGACUGAAAUCGGCGACUGGGACUACUGGUUACACAUUGUGGGCGAGGAGCGCGAGUGGCUUGGACAGCCCAUUGUGGAGGACAUCAACCCAGUUUUCAACUACGAAUACAAGUCUUUUAUCUUCAAUCACUACCUGGAAGACGGCUCCGCAUACUCAUGGCUUCUGAAAUUCAACGAACAGGAAGAGCUGGAGAACAUGCAACAGGGUGUCAUGCAGGCACUCUGGGAACACCUGAACAAGACGAAAUGGGGCAAAGCAAAGGAUACGGACCGCGAGUACGUUCUGGAAGCAUUCCAGGACAUGACCAUGGAGGAUGUGCCAGAAGAAGAGCAGGAGGAGGAGGAGGAGGAAGAAGAAGAGGAAGAAGAGGAGAUUAAUGACCAACGCAGCGAGCACUACGAUUCAGACGAGUCUGAAGACGAUGUCGAGACCCGCCCCAAGGACGGAGACGAGAACUCGCAGCUGGCUGUUGGCUACAAACACGACAGAUCGUUUGUUGUGCGUGGUGACAAGAUUGGUGUCUUCAAGCACACUGCCGACAACCAACUACAAUUUUCCACCACCAUUUCAAACAUCAAGACUCCAAAGGGCAAGGCUUUCAACCCCAACAAGGUCAUGCUUCACCAGCAGGAUCGGGAUAUGAUUCUGCAAAACUUGGAGAACCCCAACAACCUUUACCGGAUGGAUCUGGAGACUGGCACUGUUGUGGACGAAUGGAAGGUACACGACGACAUUCCAGUCAAGGUCUUUGCACCAGAGAAUAAAUUUGCUCAAAUGAGCGGCGAACAGACUUUCUUGGGUCUCUCAGGCAAUGCCCUCUACCGCAUAGAUCCUCGCCUGUCUGGCAACAAGCUUGUCGAUGACCAGCUCAAACAAUAUGCUACCAAGAAUGCCUUUUCCGCUGCUGCAACCACUGAAAAGGGUCACAUCGCCGUGGCUUCGGAGAAGGGAGACAUUCGUCUGUUUGACAGACUGGGUAUCAACGCAAAGACUCUGAUCCCCGCGCUAGGCGACCCCAUCAUUGGCAUGGACGUCUCGGCAGACGGCCGCUGGGUGCUUGCCACUACGCGAACCUACCUUCUCCUCAUUGACGCACUUCAAAAAGGCGGCAAGAAUGACGGUAAACUUGGAUUUGAAAAGUCAUUCGCCAAAGAUGACAAACCACAACCCCGCCGGCUCGCCCUUACGCCCGCCCAUGUCGCGCAGUUCCAACACGAGACCAAAGCCCCAAUCUCGUUUACCACUGCACGCUUCAAUACCGGUCUCGAAGACAAGGAAACCACAAUUAUCACUGCUACUGGUCCCUUCAUUGUCACCUGGAGUCUGAAGAAGGUUCUUGCUAACCGCAAAGAUCCCUACAGCAUCAAGCGCUAUGCCGAAGAGGUCAAGGCUGAUAACUUCAAGUUUGGCUCCGAUAAGAACUUGAUUGUCGCGCUACCCAAUGAAGUGGACAUGGUUGCGAGAAGGGCGCUGCAGCGGCCAACUCGGGAAAGUAUCGCGACACCAAGCUUUGUUGGUGGUGGCAGGAGGAGUGGGGUGCGUGGAAGCUACCUCGGCCGGAACGACAUUGUCAACAGUCCUUACUAGGAUUUGCGGUGGGUGCGGGGUGGUAGGAACGUGACUUUUUACGAGAUGCAAAUCGGGAGUGAUUGCAAUGAGUCGACCCGUGGGGAAUGAUGAUGGCGAUGGCGAUGGCGAUGGCGAUGGCGAUGGCGUUGGAGAUGGCGUUGGCGUUUGGCUAUUUCGUCGCUCUCAGGCUUUGAUCAUGUUGGAGUAGGAGUUCACGUCGUGAGCAGAAUGUUUUCCACGUCAUGUGAGUAGGACGGUCUCCAUGUCAUGUGAGCAGGACAUUCUCCACGUCAUGUGAGCGGGUUGAACCCAUUAUGAUUCACCUUGCAUGACUUUUAGCAAUGCAUCAUGGAAUG